This is a messenger RNA of Panthera uncia (snow leopard), 1683 nucleotides long. RefSeq names its product small regulatory polypeptide of amino acid response (gene SPAAR). The record is from RefSeq and is a predicted model, not a curated record. NCBI's taxonomy places the organism in Eukaryota, Metazoa, Chordata, Mammalia, Carnivora, Felidae. The transcript is spliced from 2 exons. The coding region runs from base 517 to 744 and encodes 75 amino acids.
GUCCUGGGCCCACACUCACAAUUGGAGGAAGGAAUCCAGGAAGUUCUCAGAGCUGCUCAGACAUCUCGGAGCCUUGUCCCAAGCAGGACCAAGGCUGCAGCGCCCAGGGAUGAGUGUGCCGGGCCUGGCCCCUGGGGUGGCCCCCAGGUCAGGAGGCCAUGGCACCACUGCCGGCUCUGUCGCUUGGAGAAGCCCAGGCCCCUCCAAGUCCAGGAAGUCUUGUGCUCACAUCUUUCAGGACAGCUCUUCUUCCAGAAGUCGCCAGCGGAGUUGACCACGGUUCUUGGAAUCCAGACCAGAGGCUUAGAAAACAAUAACAGAGACCCACCGAGGUCUGAGUAGCACCAUGCGGGGUGCCCCAUGGCCCAGAAGGGCCGUGACCCAGGGCCUCAGACCAGCAUCCGCUUAGGAGACCACAAGGAGAGCGGCUGGAAGGGCAGAGUGCCUGCCACCACCAAGGGCACCCUGUUUUGGAUGGGGAGCUAGGGCUCAGCCGGUCAUCUGCCACGUGGGGCCAUGGAAACAGCAGUGAUCGGAGUGGUGGCCGUGCUGUUUGUGGUCACCGUAGCCAUCACCUGCAUCCUGUGCUGCUUCAGCUGUGACUCAAGGACCCAGGAUCCUCAGGGGGGCCCCGGCCACAGCUUUACAGUGGCCACGUUUUGCCAGGAGGCUUCUUUCUUCACGGGGCCAGGUCAUCAUGCCCAACCAGUGGUGGGUGCCCGGGACUUCUGGACCUUCAUGUGAGGCCUGACAGUCCCCAGGAUUUGUUCUGCUGGUGGGUCAGAUUCACUCGUCACCCAGCGAGCCUUCCCCGGUGUCCUACUCCUCCAAUGCUGCAUUCCUGUCCUUCCCUGCCUCUAUUCUGCAAGCUCCCCAUCCCAUCCCAUCUCACUUUGCUGUGCCCUCCAGCCUGGGAGAUCCGCAGCGGUGGGACCAGACGGAAUUCAGCUUGGACCCCUGAGAGCUCAGCCGGACCCUUCCCACAGGAUGGGGCUUAGGAGAGGCCUGAAGAGUGACUGCUGGGCAGUGUCAGAUUGCACGGUGAGCCAGCUCUUCUGAUUUACAUGGGGGACUGAGAUGUCACUGGAAUUUAUUGUAAACAGAGUGCUGGUUCACUCAGGUUACCCCGGGAUGCCUGUGACACUGGUUCUCUUGCCACCAGAAGAAACAGUGAGCUCAAGUAGACAUUUUUAUGUUUUUAUCUCCCUUCUGAUUGAGUCAUUUUGUUACUUGCAAGUGCACAUUGCAAAGAACCUGAUGCCGAGAAUUGUCUCCUGCCAGUUGCCUGAAUCAGCCCUGAGAUCCUGAAACCAAAGGGCUGCUUCCUGGGAACACAUGAUUUAUUUUAUGAUUGAAAAUGUAUACCCCUUCAUAGACGUCUCAAGAAUCAACAGAAAAGAAUCAAGGUCAAGAAUCAAGAGGAAAAAGAAAGUCACAGCAAGUACAAGAUGUUUUCUUAACAGCAACGCCAGAAAGACUUUGAAACAUACUUUGAGACUUUCUUACUAUAUUCUUAUAGGUCACUUCUAUUCUUAGAGAAUGUAAGUGACUUCCAUCACUUAGGAAUGAUAGAAAAAUCAUGAGCUUCAAGAUAAUUCCAAAUACGUUAAAAUGUUGUGUUACAUUGAGAGCAUGUAACAAAGCUCUUGUUUUCAUCACAAAUAAAGACAUGCUCAGUUUUCA